AUGGCCUCACAACAGCGGCCGGCUGAGCCGCAGCAGCAACUGCAGCUUCCCCCAGCACGCAUUUGCCUGCUGAAGGAACUCGUGCAGAAUCCGGCCGCCGCUGUGGGGGCAUCUGUGCGUGUCACCGGUGAGAUGAAGGAGUUCCAACAAGGUGCGGGUGGUCGGCCCCUGUUGCUUCUGCACGAUCGGGGCGCCACUCUCUUAGUCGAUGGCGCGGCCGCCGUGCGCGCCGCGGAGAUUGUACCAGGCCGAGGCGUGCAAGCUGUUGGCGAGAUAGAGAGCCGUGAGGGGGUCCUGGUGAUGCAGGCGCGCAUCUUGAGGGUCGUCGACCUGGACCUUCAGCUCUACGAGCGCUGUCUGGCAGUUCGCCGGCAGUUCGAGUCUCAGUACCUCACGUGA
Symbiodinium natans is the source of this 399-nucleotide messenger RNA. The record is from the annotation of a GenBank genome assembly. Lineage: Eukaryota; Dinophyceae; Suessiales; Symbiodiniaceae.